This is a messenger RNA of Culex pipiens pallens (northern house mosquito), 3209 nucleotides long. RefSeq names its product transmembrane protein 64. The record is from RefSeq and is a predicted model, not a curated record. NCBI's taxonomy places the organism in Eukaryota, Metazoa, Arthropoda, Insecta, Diptera, Culicidae. The transcript has 5 exons. The coding region runs from base 772 to 1956 and encodes 394 amino acids.
CUCUCGCUCAGUGUAGUGCGAGACUUCAACCAACGCGGUUCGACUUUCCAAAACGUGAGCGCUUCGUCGCAGGUAAACAAACUCGUGUUCCGUCGUCGUUGCCUCCGGGGAGGUGGGGGAUUUUGUACCGUGCAAGUCCAGCAAUAAUUUGCCACUGCGCGCGGCCGUCAGCAGUUGCAGUAUUAUUUACGAGAUUUUCGGUGGUUCCCUGGUGGACAUUGGAGAAGGGGGCAGAUGCUGGACGGGUUCCAACGAGGAGGAAUUCCCUAGAGAUUGAUUUCCCCGGACCUGUGCCAGUAUGGAAUUGGCAGCUUCCGACGUAGCAGCUUCAUCAGCAGUGCGUUGUUUCAAGAUUGAUUAAUUUUAGCAUUUUUAUUCUGGGAUAAAAAGUGGUGUAAAAUUAUUGUACAGAGAAGUUUCGUGUGAAAAAAAGUUAAUCCUGUUUGAAAUCAGUUAUUGGAAAACAGCUCGAAAAUAGUGGUGAGAGAGUAGAGUGAAUGAAACAAAAUUGCUUCAAAAGUGGUCCAUUUUCAUCCAGCUUCCCAGAGUGGCAAAAGAAAGCAAGUGCAGCAAAAUCUGCAAUCCGUUCAUCUUCGGGAGAGCUGAAACUAACCCCGAAGGCAUUUGGUGCAAGAAGAAAAACAAAACUGGUGCAUGAAAAUUUCGAAACAUCUAACAAAAGCAGCGCAGAGCAGCAACGAAAACCCCCCACGGGAAUUCCUCCUCUAAAAAAAAUUGAUGAGCUGGUGAGACGCGGCCACGUCGAGCGCCAUGGAUAGUAGGACCACCAAAAGCACCACCUCGUACGAACUAGAUGAUGGAACAGCAGCAAAAACCGCAAAAGACAAGUUUCUCCGAGCCUCGUCGCCAACCUUCCUACUGCCACCGCCUUCACCGCCAACACUCUCGAGUGCCGCCGCCGGCCGGAUCAGUCCACCAACGUUGUCGAUCGACGACGAUUACGGCUACGACUACCACCAGGAGGUCGUGUCACCCCCGACGAAAGCGAAAGCAGCCCUCUUCUGUGACCUGGAUCUGCCGCAGCAUUACGCGAAAACCGGCUCGUCUUCGGUCGCGUACCAUCACCAUCUGGUGUUAGAGCAUAACCGGUACCACCAGCAGCAUCACCAUCCGCAUCUGCAGCUGCAAAAGCCGAAGCCGGACAAGACCGGCGACGUAGACAUGCGCGACAGCUACUGCUUCCUGCGGUUGCAACGGUUCGUGGCGCGCAAUCCCGUCCUCAACUACCUGCUGCCGGUGGUCGUCGUAGCGGUGCUGAUCUUCGUGAUCUACGCCUUCCGGGACUACGCCAAGUCGAUUCUGUACUGGAUCGAGACGCAGAACUCGUGGAUCAUUUUCGGCAUCUUUCUGUGUCUGUUCACGAUCGUGAGUUUCCCCGUGACGGUGGGCUACCUGGUGUUGAUCAUCAGCAGUGGCUAUCUGUUCGGGUUCAUCAAGGGUCUGCUGACGGUGGUGAUUGGGGCGAAUCUGGGGGUGGCGAUCGCCCACAACACGAUCAAGAGCAUGCAGUCGCGGUUGCCGAUUCACAAGUUAAUUAAAAAUGAGACUGGCCGUGCCAUCCUGCGGGUGAUUUCGGGUCCCCGGGCUUUUAAAAUAGUACUGUUCGCGAGACUGACGCCGAUCCCGUUCGGGCUGCAGAACACCAUCUUCGGGAUCAGCGCAGUGAACUCGCGAAGUUACCACACCGGCACGGUUAUCGGGCUGCUGCCGGCCCAGACAAUCAACGUGUACCUGGGCUCGAAGCUACGCUCGAUCCACGAGGUUCUGAACGACCACCACCUUGGCCUGGCCGGCUACGGCGUGUUUGUGGUGGAGGUGAUUGUUGGCGCUGCCCUAAUGGUUUGGGUUAUCCAGAAGGCCCGCACGGAACUGUCCGCCGCUCUGCUGUCCGACAUGGACUCCGACGAGAAGAUACUGAUCGAAAUCGAGGCGUAGUCCGGGGGUCCUCCCAAAGAUGGCACAUCUCCGUUCGCUGUGAACACACAUUCGUUAUGAAAAGCGCGAGCUAUUAAAUUUUAGUAGCUGUUUUACGCGAGAAUACACAAAGAGCGAAGCAAGUCGAAUAUUUUAAGCAAGUAUUAAACGUUUAGGGCUGUCCUUAAGAAAUGUGUUGAUAUCUUAUUUUAAGCUGGAUCUGGUCAACGAUGGUGUUUUGUUCCUAUGAAACAAACGAAAAGCGAAACGUUCAAACGCAAGAAUCGCAAAUUCUCAGCCAAUCUACACUACUACGAUAUGCUCCAAUUUCUACAUGUUAAGUUCACUCUAAACCGUCCAAGUUGUUUUUUCUCGAGAACAUUUUUCUGCCUAAUUAAGUACCAAUCUGAAACCCAUCAAAAAGCUACGACAUCACACGCGUCGCAUCGCGCCAAUCGUUAACGAUUGUGGUGAAAUCGAGUGAUUCGAUUGGCAGCAAUCAGCGCUUGACAUUCGAAGGAAUCCAAAAACGAAAGUCGCAUUAGUCAGCUGCAAGUGAAGCGCCCACAGAAUAAAAAGUAAUCAAAUAGUCAAGCUAAGCCGUUUCAGUAGAAAAUUGCGCCACUACUCAAAGGGUGGCGCCUCCACUACUCUCGAAAGGAACCAAUAACGACCAGAAAUCGAUCGAUGAAAGUAUGUGAAAUGAAUGAAGAGUACAAAGCAAGAGAGGUUUGAAUGUAAUUUUUUCCGUUGUUUUUUGAUAUAUAUGUGAAUUUUUCGAAACUAUUUUCGAAUCGAUCGGCUCUUUUAACCAGAAACACUAUUUUGUGCGAGGGACAACACCGUUUUUUAUUACGAAAUGUAGAGUAUUUUUCCCCAGAAAACAAAACCAACCCGCACCUCGCACAGCUCUUUCCAAGCAAAUUGUGUGUGCGUGUAAGUGUAAGCUCUAUUUAAAUUAAGCAAUGUGAUACCGAUUGUUCAGAGUCUUAUGUUGUGAAAUCCCCUUUUAGGCAUUUAAAAAACAAACGAUUCUAACACGUCUAGAGUGUCCAGCGAAGGCGCGUUUUAAAUGUUUCCUUCUUUUCCACGUUAUUUAUGUCUUUUGCGUCUCCCCUCCUUUCCCCUCCUGUAAAAAGCAUUAUAAUAUUAUCUAACUAUUAAUUGUAUCUAUAGGUGUAACACAUGAUGUAAGAAGAGGGCCGUUAAAAAUCGUUAAGGGUAUUGAAAAGACUACUGGGAACAUUGUUGACAAAUGCAAUGAGUUCAAAAUA